AUGGUAAAUCGUUUGUAUACAAAACUUUUCAUCCAACCAAAUGUCUUAUUCAGAACCAAAGCAUUGGGCAUGAACGAAGAAUUUAAAUCCACACCUUAUUAUAAUCAAACUAUUCUCAAUGAUUUGACUAUUAUAAAAACCAAUGAAUACAUUAAAAAUAUCAUUUCGGAUCAUUCAAAUUUACAAGAUUCACUUAUUCUUAUGCGAAUCUGGCUGGAUAGACGUAACCUUCGAAAAAGCUUUGCCCAUAUUGUGACAUUGUUUGCUUGUCAUUUGUUGGAAAAUAACUUGUUGAAUCCCAAUUUAUCAUCGCUUCAGAUAUUCGAAACAAUAUUAAGCAAAUUGAAGGAUUCAGAUUGGCAAUCGAAUCCUCUGGUUCUAAGUUUCAACAAUGACAAUAUCCAAUCAGUUGAUAAAGAGACUUUUAUCAACAAUUUUCCGGUUAAUCUAAUUGAAUCUAGUUUGAAUUAUAACUUUUGUUAUAAUUUGAAUCAAGGCAUCUAUGAACGACUUAAGAUAGAUUGCCAUAGAACGGUCGAAAUUCUUAAUUCUAAACAAGUCGAUUUUGACGAAAUUUUUCAGAAAACUAUCAAUCCUACCUCCUACUUUGACUUUUCCAUCAGCAUUCUGUGCGAUUAUUUAAAACAAGACCAAUUGAAGAAUCAAAAGUUUUAUAUAGAAUGUGGAAAAAAUUCAACUCUAACUAUGGUGUUGGAGAUUCAAAAAUUAAUCCAACAGGCUGUAGGCGAACGUCUGAUAUUGAUUCAGCCAGAAAAUUAUUUCCAUCGAGAAUCAUGGGACAUAACGACUAAGCCGAUUACAUCAAACAGACCAAUUGUUUUCGGAAUUCUAAUUAAACGAGAAAAUUUUCUUGAUAAAAUUACCAAAGGUCCAAUGGCUAACCGAUCAGAAGCCAACGAUUUUCGUGAACUUUGGGGUACUAAACGUUCAGAAAUACGACGAUUUCAAAAUGGUGAUAUUCGAGAGACUGUUGUUUGGGAAACGCAUACAAUUAGUGAUUGUCGUUCGAUUGUGUUUAAUGCUAUCAAACAUGUAAUGAACCGGAAAAUGAACCUGAAAUUAAACUCCAUUUCAUGGACUUUUUAUUAUCUGGAUGAAAUGUUGGAGAUGAAGAAUCUUAAAUUCAAUGAUCCAGAAUUUUAUUAUGGAACAGGGGAAGAAUGUUUUACUCAGAUCAAUCAAGCAAUCAAUAUUAUAAAAAAACAUCUACAUAAUUUGAAAGAAGUGCCGUUUCAAGUAAAUGAUGUUGUAAACAUAGAUCCAGUAGGUCGUCGAACCGAUGUGUUUCCACCGUUGCCGGUUAAUUCUCGACCAAAAAAUGUACAAAAUCAAUGCAAUAUUUUCGAUUCUAAUUCUACGGAAGAUAAAAUCAAAUACGUACGACCAAUAAAGUUGGUUGUUCGUAUCGAUCCGAUCGGACGAAAAUUUUCAAAUAAUUUCGAAGAAUUUCUAAAUCAAAAAUAUCUACUCAGCCAUGAAUUGGCCAAAUCAUUACGAAAAUGUUGUCAAGAUGUGUGUGUAAGGUUAACUUCAUCCCAUAUUGAUGUCUACAUACACGGAUUUGUUUUACAUUUGAUAAUAGCAUUACAAAAAGAAUUAUCAAUUCAUCGACAAAUAUCGAGCAAUACUAAGCAGCUAAAAUUUGCCAGAAAUAUAGAGGCGGAUCAGAUUGAAUUCGAGACCCAAGUAUUACCCGCCAUUUGUGGUUCAUUGAAUGCAUUUCAGAAUGAAAAUUUUUGUUAUGAUAUCACUUGUCGCCUAUUCAAACGUUGGCUAUCGCGACAAAUGAUCAAACAUUUUUUCGAAGAAAUAACAAUCGAUCUGCUUGUUGCUUAUCUGUUUCAACAUGGUAGUCAAAUUUAUCCAUCCAAUAAUUCACACCUGUCCAUGUUUAUCCGUUUUCUUGAUUUUAUCGGUCAUUUUGAUUUUGUCAAAAAUAUCAUUUUUUUGAACUUUAAUAAUUCACUUACAACUGAACGAAUGGCUAAUAUCCGUCAAAGUUUUCAGGAACAAAGAUCCAAUUGGCCUAUUAUUACCAUUGUCACCGGACAUGAUCGAAAACCUUCACAGCAUACUCGUUCAUCACCGGAUACGAGAAUAGUAUUUCAUUUACAAAAACUGGCGAGAAUUCAACUCGAUCAAUUGCGUGAAUCGCUUCAAUUAUUCAAACCUGUCAAACUGAGAUCAUUGUUCAAAGUGAAAAUGAACAUGUUUGAUAUGAUUAUCAAAUUGAAUUCAAAAUUUUUGCCAAACAAACAUGAAUCAUUUGAUUUUCCAGAUAAUAUUCAAAUCAAACACACAUUGUAUUCGGCUGAUAAUGAGCAACAUUCGAUGCCAAUCGUUGAUUAUAAUCCUGCUUAUAUUUAUCUAAAUUCGUUGAAACAAGCCUACCAAAAUUUUGCUCUAUUUUUUUACGAUCAAUAUGGUGGACGUGAAAUUGGCGUUCUUUUUCGACCAGAGAUAAUUGAAGCACGGCCAUUCAAAUAUUCAUCAGUUGAAGCGACCAAAUUAGCUGGUACAGCUCAUUCAUUAUCCACAGAUAAUGUUGUCAUCAAUAUGGCAGCAUUGGUCGAAGAUUUUCGAAUUCUAGGCAUUGGAUUAGUUGAUACGAUUAUUGUUAAAGAUAUAUGAAUAAAUAAUAAAGAAAAAUGAAUGGAAAAUUGAUUCAAUUCAUUUAUGAUUUUUAA
Messenger RNA from Dermatophagoides farinae (American house dust mite), 2708 nucleotides. RefSeq names its product nucleolar protein 6 Mat89Ba (gene Mat89Ba). Gene Ontology annotation, cellular component: UTP-C complex; small-subunit processome; CURI complex. The record is from RefSeq and is a predicted model, not a curated record. Gene Ontology annotation, biological process: tRNA export from nucleus; rRNA processing. Lineage: Eukaryota; Metazoa; Arthropoda; Arachnida; Sarcoptiformes; Pyroglyphidae.